Myxozyma melibiosi is the source of this 1738-nucleotide messenger RNA. RefSeq names its product Scd6-like Sm domain-containing protein. Gene Ontology annotation, biological process: cytoplasmic stress granule assembly; P-body assembly. The record is from RefSeq and is a predicted model, not a curated record. Gene Ontology annotation, cellular component: P-body. Lineage: Eukaryota; Fungi; Ascomycota; Lipomycetes; Lipomycetales; Lipomycetaceae. The transcript is spliced from 4 exons. Bases 92 to 1393 code for a protein of 433 amino acids. Gene Ontology annotation, molecular function: mRNA binding.
CCCGACACAAACAUUUCUCUCAGGCUCUCCGGUCUGCGCUCUUCUCCUUCACCCCAACCGCCUGCUGCUCAGUCGUCUUUGGAUCCGAAUAAUGUCACAAUACAUCGGGAGUAGCAUCUCCCUGUUUUCAAACAGCGAUAUCCGCUACGUCGGUAUCCUGCACGAAAUCAACUCUGAUGAAUCGACUCUCACUCUGAAAAAUGUCAGAUCGAAGGGAACCGAAGGACGACGGGGCAACCCUGCCGAAGAGAUCCCUCCGUCGGAUCAUCUUUACGAAUUCAUCUGCUUCCGCGGAUCAGAGGUCAAAGAUCUCGUGAUUGAGGACGAGGAGACUCCUGCUCCUGCUCCUGCUGCUCCUGCUGCUGCUCCUCAGACCACCGCAUCCAUUCCGGAUCCGACAAUGUUGCCUAACAUCCCACCAGGAUUCCAGCCUCCUCCAGGAUACCAGCAAUUUAUGCCUCCGUACGGCUACCCCCAGCAGCCGUACAUGCCGUACCCCCCACAAUUUAACCCCGCGAUGGGUAUGCCUCCACUUGAUAUGAGCCAGCCGCCGAUGCCAAUGGGAGGUCCCUUCCAGCCCGCGAGACAGCCGGUUGGUCCGCCAGCCACGCAAUCGCAGCAACCUCCUGCUCAAUCUCCUGCUGCCGCCCCCGCUGCUGCUGCCGCGCCUGGGUCGGCCGCCCCUGGUGGCAAGGUUCAGGUUGUGCCAGCAGUUCCAGUGCCGAAGGCGCCCAAGAAACCCGCUGCGCCCGCUAAUGCGGCCGAGGGACUUGCGCAGCAGCUUUCGCAGACUGCAUUAGACGAUCGUGCUCCUGCCGAGACCGCAAAGGAGACGGUCGAGAGCACUGCUGCACCCGCGGCCUCGCAGCCGCCCCGACCGGCGCCGUCAGGAUACGCUGCUGCGGUGGCGCAGAACAUUCCUACCGGGCCGCGAGCGGCAGUGAACAAGCCUGGUCCUAGAUACCCGCGCGCGAACGGUUCGGUGGUUGCCCCGCGCGGCCCCGAGGUUCCUGCGUCGGACUUUGAUUUCCAGGAGAACAACGCGAAGUUUCAAAAGGAGGCGAUUGCGAAGGAAGUUUCGGUUGAGGACGAAGCCGAGGAGACCGCUGGCGGAUCAGAGAACGGCGCGCCAGAGCAGUUUUACAACAAGGCCAGCUCGUUCUUUGAUAACAUCUCGAGCGCGACGAAGGCGACUGAUUCAGUUGAUGGCCGGAUGGUCAGGCAAGAGGAGCGGAAGCUGAAUCUCGAGACGUUCGGACAGGCUAGUAUCGACAACGGACGAUUCCGCGGGCGCGGAAGAGGACGGGGUAGAGGAUUCGGGUAUGGUCGUGGACGCGGCGGAUACGGCCGUGGAGGGUACAACCGACAGCCUCAGCAGCAGCAGCAGGCGUAGGUUGCGAAUGAAGCUGUUGAAGAAGAAGAAGAAGAAAGAGAUGUGUAUUUUGGAAAUCACCAGUUCGUUUCCAAAAAAAAUAGUUACUUCUAUGCUCUCAACUUUUUCAAAAAAAAUGCACACGUCCAAAUGAACCUGCUACUCUCUACUUUUAUCGCUGUCCGUUUUCACGACUUUAUUCUCUUUUUUCUUGUUUGAUUAUGCCCCUCUCCCUCUUCCCCGUCGCUUUUUUACCUUUUGUAUUAUUUAGAACUUUUGCUUUUUUGUGUGUGUGUGUGUGUGUGUGUGUUUGUGUUUCUUUACUUCCCAGUUUUCAAAUUUUGUAAUUAUAACGGUAUAAGAAUG